ACAAAGUUUCUCUGGACAGGCAAAAUGGCGAGUCUAAUUUAUUGGCUGUUUUCCGUUGCAUUUGUUCUUGGUGCAGUUCAAAUGGCCAGUGGUUACAGCUACAGCAACUGCAUUGAAAAACCCUACUCGAAAGGAACCUUUCAAUGUAUCAAUCGGAAGGAGACGAAGAUUACAAAUAUUACAAAAGACCUGCCGUCAUCUACCAUCAAUCUCACCAUCUCAAAUAAUGAUCUGGGGGACAUUCCCAACAACAGCUUUGGUCAUCUCCAAAAACUUGAGCAACUCCGACUAGAUCAUAAUAACAUAAGGACCAUCGGUCAAUCUGCUUUCGAGAACCUGCUUCAUCUCACGUCUCUGAACUUGUCCUUUAACCAAAUAUCAGUGCUUAACCCUGCUGUGUUUAAGGACCUGCACAACCUCACCUUUCUCUCGCUGACAAACAAUACAUUAAAGCGGCUCCCCGGAGGCAUUUUCUCCACUCUUCUCAAACUGGAAACUUUAAACAUGAGCCAAAACCAUCUGAAAAACUUUUCAGAGGUUGCUGAGUCUGUGUCACAUUUAGUAAAUCUGACAAAAAUAGAUAUUUGCUUCAACAAUUUGACCUCUCUCAGCCACUCAAAUGUGUCGCUACCCAAAUCCCUCACUACAUUAUAUUUGUCUAGAAAUAAUCUGUCUACAUUAGGAUGUAAUCAAUCGUUUCUCGAGAACAUCAAGGUGCUGGAUUUGUCUUACAAUCAUUGGCUGCCUACGAUCGCUUUUGAAGGAGUGGAUUUAAGGCGUGUAAACUACCUGCGUAUGCGUUCAACAAGUGUCAAGGUCAUGGAGUUUUUAAACAUCAGCAAUAUCAAUGCAGGUCAUGUUGAUUUUUCUGACAUGGGCCUUGAAAAUGACACGGAGCGAUUAUGCAUAUUGUUAAAGGAAAGAAAUGUGAAAUCGAUAAAAAUGUUAAGCCUGGGUAGUAACAAGAUUGUGAAUCUGCCAAAAAACAUUCUUAACCAAUGUCCUAACAUCACACAGGCUUUGGAUCUUUCCCACAAUAACCUGAAAAGCAUAAGUUGUCUUAACUUUCUCGAUAGACAGACAAUGCUAAAAAGCGUCAAUUUAGAACACAACGGUCUCACCUACCUGAAGUCUUGUAAACCACCACACAUGGGUAAUUUAACCAAUCUAGAAGAUCUGAGCUAUCGCUACAACCGCAUCCUAUCGGUCCGCUCUUAUGCUUUCUAUCGAACACCAAAUAUCAAGACACUAGAGCUCAACAUAAACACAAUAGCUUAUCUUGAUCAUAAAGCUCUCAUGGGGUUAAAAAAGCUGGAGACACUCCGUCUGGAUAAUAACCUCUUAACUGAUUUGUUCCACGACACCUUUGAAGAUACUUUCAACCUGAAAAUCCUCAACCUACGCAACAAUCGUAUCUCUGUCAUUUUUAAUGGGACCUUCCACAGUUUAAAGAAUCUUUACACACUGGACCUAGGAGGAAAUAAGAUUAGUCAUAUCAAGCGGCAUGGCCUUGAUGGACUACAAAAUCUGUCCAAAUUCUAUCUCGAUGGAAACAACCUCCAAACGAUUGAAACUUCCCUCCAUCGUGUAUUUCAAGACACGCUAACUGUUCUGGAUUUACAGAGUAAUCGGUUUCGCUUCCUCAAGGAAACGGACCGUUCACCAUUUAUGAACCUCAGCAAACUGAAGGAUCUGAAACUGGACGGGCAGCGACCGCAUGGCCUCACAGUUUUACCCCAACAAUUAUUCCGUGGCCUCCACUCCCUGAAAUCUCUGUAUCUAACGAACAAUAACAUCUUCUAUCUUCCUCCUGAUGCCUUUGAUGAUCUGACAGGCUUAAGUUUCCUCACGUUAGAUAACUGCUGUGUUGGGGUGACACAACUACAGCCAGGAAUCUUCAAAAAUCUAAGAAAUUUGACCCGAUUGAUUGUUGAAAAUAUGGGUAUUCAGAACUUCACAAAAGAGGUUUUUGGGAAUCUCACAAAGUUGCACAUACUGCAGCUCAACCGCAAUGUAAUGCAGAGUAUUCGUGUGGACGCACUAGAAAGUUUACCUAAACUUGACUACCUCGACAUACGGAGUAUUCCUCUAAGCUGCACCUGUGGAAACAGCUUGCUGCAAAACUGGACAGUGCACAACCAAAAUACCCAGGUGGUCUAUCUCUACAAUCUUCCGUGCCCAAACCAUGCAAAAAGCAGAUUCCACAACUUUGACACCAAAGUUUGUUACAUAGAUUUGGAAGAGUACUUCUUCCUUAGCACAGCAGUUGUGAUCUUCCUGUUCACAGUAACUCCUUUACUUUAUGUCAAACUGUACUGGAAAAUGAAGUAUGGCUACUAUGUGUUCAUUUCUUGGUUUGGUGAGCAGUGGCGCAGACUCAGAGAGAAAGAGGAAAAUUGCAAAUAUGACGCAUUUAUUUCCUAUAACUCCUCUGAUGAACAAUGGGUCAUGGACCAGUUAAUUCCGAACCUGGAGGGCAAUGGAUCGUCUUUUAAACUUUGUCUACAUCACAGGGACUUUGAGCUAGGCCGCAAUAUUGUGGACAACAUCGUCUCUGCUGUAUAUAGCAGCCGCAAAACUAUCUGUGUGGUGAGCAGGAAUUUCCUCAAGAGUGAGUGGUGUUCUCUGGAAAUCCAACUGGCCAGCUACCGCCUCUUCGAUGAGCACCGGGACGUCCUCCUGCUUGUGUUUCUGGAGCAAAUCUCCGAGAGGCAGGUGUCGUGCUAUCACCGCAUGAGGAAAGUCAUGUUGAAAAAGACUUAUCUGCAGUGGCCUAGCUCAGACUGCACUGACCCGACGCAGGCCCAAGCGCUGUUUUGGAAUCAGCUACGGAGGGCAAUAAGAUCCGGGAGCGGACAAGAAGCAGAGGAGAUUAACAAUGAAGUUCAUGAAGAAGAGGAACCUGGAAAUGUUGACACUCACACAUCAGAUGAAAAAUAUUACUUGCUUACUUGAAAAUACUUGAACAUUUUCAUUUGUGACUGUUGAGACAAACCUUUCAGUAUGUUCAAUGAAUAAUAACAUGUUCUGCUGUUUGGAGAGGAACAUAAAAAUAUGGUGGAAAUGUGAAGUGUGAUCCAUUGUACUGUAAACUUUUAAUCCAUACAAGCAUUAAUCAGAAGUGUCAUUUAAUUGAAUGUGCUCAUCUAAAUUAAAAUGAUUAUUUCGUUGUAUUACACAAUUGUGAUAAUGUGUUUUAUUGCAUUUAAAUGUAGCUCACACAAAAUAUAUCAAAAUGCUUUCACAAUAGCACAUCUGGCAAAGCUUCUUCUAUAAGAAUUUCCCGUUAUAACACCAGUGUUAAAGAUGAUAUGUAUACAGCUCUGCACAUUAACAAAUGUUCCUAAAAUACAAACAA
Molecule: messenger RNA, 3358 nt
Organism: Trematomus bernacchii (emerald rockcod)
Lineage: Eukaryota; Metazoa; Chordata; Actinopteri; Perciformes; Nototheniidae
Gene: tlr21
Product: toll-like receptor 21
Biological process (GO): toll-like receptor signaling pathway; immune response; inflammatory response
Cellular component (GO): membrane
Molecular function (GO): protein binding; transmembrane signaling receptor activity
Source: RefSeq, a predicted model, not a curated record